Messenger RNA from Esox lucius (northern pike), 3490 nucleotides. It is a transcript of the gene hspa4l, whose product is annotated as heat shock protein 4 like. Gene Ontology annotation, cellular component: cytosol; nucleus. The coding region runs from base 292 to 2784 and encodes 830 amino acids. The record is from RefSeq and is a predicted model, not a curated record. Lineage: Eukaryota; Metazoa; Chordata; Actinopteri; Esociformes; Esocidae. The transcript is spliced from 19 exons. Gene Ontology annotation, biological process: protein folding. Gene Ontology annotation, molecular function: ATP-dependent protein folding chaperone; ATP binding.
UGGUACAGUAGCCACAGAGGCACAGAAUCCUGUGGACAUCCUCGCUCACUGGGAUUAGGCUGUAUGAGUUUGCUAUAAACAGCUUGCCUUACAUAACAGCUUGAAGGCCUAAUUCAGUUUGCGCUGAUUAAGAUAACUGUCUCAAAUUUAUGCUGAAAACGAAAGUCAUAACUGAAGAUAGUUUUGCGAUCAGCCUCGCAUAGUGGAAUAUUUUAUUUUUCUCAUCCGAAAGGCUCAAGUGUCAAUCCUUACGGAAAACAGCGCCAACUAACAAGCCACGCGCAUUACAUUAUGUCAGUAGUAGGUAUUGAUGUGGGUUUCCAAAAUUGUUACAUUGCUGUUGCCAGAAGCGGCGGCAUUGAAACAAUUGCCAAUGAGUACAGCGACAGAUGUACACCGGCUUGCGUGUCCCUGGCCUCCAAAAACCGUACUAUUGGAAAUGCAGCUAAGGGUCAAAUAAUAACAAACUUCAAAAACACAAUCCAUGGCUUCAAGAAGUUUCAUGGCAGAGCGUUCGAUGAUCCAUAUGUCCAGAGGGAGAAACCCAUGUUACCUUACAGCUUGCACAAGCUGGCCAGUGGCAACACUGGAAUCAAGGUGCGUUAUCUGAAUGAAGACAAAGUGUUCACAAUUGAGCAAGUAACAGCCAUGCUGCUGACCAAGCUGAAGGAAACGUCUGAGAGCGCCCUGAAGAAGCCAGUGGUGGACUGCGUGAUUUCUGUUCCAAGUUUUUUCACGGACGCGGAGAGGAGGUCUGUGAUGGACGCCACUCAAAUUGCGGGGUUAAACUGCCUGCGUCUCAUCAAUGACACCACAGCAGUGGCCCUGGCCUAUGGGAUAUACAAGCAGGACCUCCCUACCCCAGAGGAAAAGCCACGCAAUGUGGUCUUUGUGGACCUGGGACACUCAUCAUUCCAGCUCUCCAUAUCAGCCUUCAACAAAGGAAAACUCAAGAUCCUGGCCACAGCCUUUGAUCCCUACCUGGGUGGGCGCAAUUUUGAUGAGGUACUCGUGGAGCACUUCUGUGAGGAAUUCAAGGCACGGUACAAGCUGAACGUGAAAGAGAACCCCAGGGCUCUUCUGCGCCUAUCUCAGGAGUGUGAGAAACUCAAGAAGUUGAUGAGUGCCAACUGCUCUGACCUUCCCAUUAACAUUGAGUGCUUUAUGAAUGACAUUGAUGUGACAGGCAAAAUGAACAGAGUCCAAUUUGAAGAAUUGUGUGCCUCAUUGCUGAUGAGAGUAGAGGCGCCAUUGAAAGCAGUUAUGGAACAAUCUAAGCUGAGCCGAGAUGAGAUCUAUGCAGUGGAAGUGGUAGGAGGAGCCACCAGGAUCCCUUCUGUUAAAGAGAGGAUCUCCAAGUUCUUCGGCAAAGAUGUCAGUACCACACUAAAUGCAGAUGAGGCUGUGGCACGGGGCUGCGCGCUUCAGUGUGCAAUUAUGUCCCCAGCCUUUAAGGUGCGUGAAUUCUCCAUAACCGAUGUGGUUCCCUUUCCCAUCACCCUGCGCUGGAAGUCCCCCACGGAAGAUGGAGUCGGGGAAUGUGAGGUGUACAGCAAGAACCACCCCGCGCCUUUUUCCAAAGUCAUCACCUUCCACAAGAAGGAGCCCUUUGACUUGGAAGCAUUCUACAGCCUCCCACAGGAGCUGCCUUACCCUGACAUCAGGAUAGGUCAUUUUUCCGUGCAGAACGUGGUUCCCCAGCCUGAUGGAGACAGCUCCAAAGUAAAGGUCAAAGUGCGUGUCAAUGUGCACGGCAUCUUCAGUGUAUCCAGCGCCUCCUUGAUGGAGAAGCAGAAGGGUGAAGGAGAGGACGUUCAGAUGGACAUUGAACCCACUGUGCAGAACGAAGGAAGACCAGAGGACCAGACUAAAAUGCAGGUGGACCAGGAGGCUCAAGGGCAGGCAGACCAGCAGAAUGAGGAUGUCCUCUCCUGUGGCAGGGAGGGAGUCCCUGGGGAGAAGCAGGACCCAGGAGCAGGGGGAAGCAAGCCUAAAGUCAAGGUGAAAAGCACUGACCUUCCCAUUCUUGCCAACAACAUCAGACAGCUGGAUAGGGGCGUCCUCAAUGACUUUGUGGAGUAUGAGGGCCAGAUGAUAAUUCAGGACAAACUGGAGAAAGAAAGGAACGAUGCUAAGAACGCUGUGGAGGAGUAUGUGUAUGAUCUGAGGGACAAACUGUGCAGCAUCUAUGAGAAGUACACAACCGAGGAGGACAGUAAUCGUCUGACGUUGAUGCUUGGGGACACAGAGAACUGGCUAUAUGAGGAGGGAGAGGACCAAGCCAAACAAGUCUAUGUGGACAAGCUGGAUGAUCUCAAGAGAUUUGGUCAGCCCAUUCAGGACAGGUACAGGGAGCACGAGGACAGGCCAAGGGCAUUUGAAGAGAUGGGGAAAAAGAUCCAACUCUACAUGAAGGCUGUGGAGCUUUAUAAACAUAAGGAUGAGCAUUAUCAGCAUCUGAGUGCUGAGGAGAUGAGCAGUGUGGAGAAGUGCGUGAAUGAAAGCAUGGCCUGGAUGAACAGCAAAAUGAACGCCCAGAACAAACUCACCAUAACCCAAGACCCAGUCAUCAAAGUAGCAGACAUCAUUUCCAAAAUACAGGAACUUGAUGGAAUAUGCAACCCAGUGAUCAACCGACCAAAGCCCAAAGCAGAGGAGGUGUUGGAGGAGAAUGAGAGGAGUAACGGGGCCCAUAAUGGACCAAGGCAAGGAUCUGACGGGAAGGGAGAUGCAAAAGGAUGCAGCCAGACGAAGCCUCCCUCAGGGGAGAUGGAGAUUGACUGAGAUCUGCCAAACAAGCUCUGCUGCCACCACUAUAGCUACCAUAAGUUUGUUAAGGUCUACCCAGAUACUGUGUGUGGUAUAUCCGGGACCAUUUUUCCAGCACCACUCAGCAGGCUUUUGUGCAAUUAUACUCAUAGUCGCCCUUUUUGAUUGUUUCUUUUUGACCUUUGUUUGGGCUUUCCCUUGUCUUACAACGGUGUGCUCCUCCCUCAGGGGUUUUCAAGUCCUUUAUUGUAAGAUUAGAUUUAGAGGAAAACAAUGCUGGCUCUUCCAAAAACAGUUUUCCUAAAUAUACGUGUUUGCAUUUUAAAAGUCCCAUAAGCAUAAAAUCUCUAAGGUGACUCUUAUUGCACAUAACCUUGUAGUGGAACAUAUGUAGAAUUACUGUCUGAACAAUCGCUAUGGCUGAUUAAACUAUUAGUUAAAUAUGUAUGCAAUAAUACAUAUUCUAUUAAUUUGUAUUUAAUAUAUGAAUUUGAAAGGAUGUAUGUAUGUCUAGAUUAUGUAAAUAUUAUUUUAGUAAUUGAAACUGGCAAUUGCUUAUAUUUGUGUAAAUAGAGGAUACAUUCCAAUGUUGAAAUGGCAAUGCUUGGCGCACCAAAACUGGCAGGUGUCACUGACAGGAGCAAUGUUUUCAUGCAUUUCCACAUCGAGUCAUGAGAAGUUGGCAAAUAAUAAAUGCAUUCUUUGACUUUAAGAACGAAAA